AUGUCUAAAAAUGUAAAAUCAGCCUUGGUUAGCAGCAAGGCUCCUAAGCCAACAACCUUUUCAAAUGAAAGAUCAAGUCAUCAUUCAGUCAAUCCAGACCUUGCGUCCACUUCUCCGACAACUUCAAAAUUUUAUAUUAAUCUCCAAGAUUUGGUCAAUCUUGAAGAGAUUUUAUCAGGCCUUAUCAUAGUUUUCCAGCAAGAUAAAAGUGCUUCUUAUGAAAUUGAAAGAUGGUGAAAAAUUACCGAUGAAAAUUCUAUUGUCCGAAUUGACAACCUUUUUCAAAAAGAAGAAGUCAAAGAAUGCUUAAGAGAAGCUAUUAUACUAGAAGCAGUUGGAGUCUCUUUAUCUGGAUUUUUAGAUUAUUCUGCCUUGGGGAAUGUUGAAACUAAGCUUGCUAUUAAUGACUUGCUUGAGCUGAUUCAUGAGAAUUUUUUAGUAAUAAUUGACAUCGUUUUACACAGGCUUCCGAAUCAUUGUUCCACAAAUUCCUGAGCUGUCACUUUGCAAGCAAUCACUUUUACAAAAAGGAAAAACAAAUGCUCAAAAUAUGAAAAUAUAAAUGUAUUAUUAAGUCAAAAUGAGCUAAUAAAAGGAAAAAUCCAAGAUGUAGCUAAGGAGCACACUAAUCCUGGAGCGAUGACGAGCAGAACUGCGAGAUUUCUUUUGUAUACCACUAUUCAAAUUGUAAAAGACAUUGAAAGUUUCGAAGUUUUAGGUGCAAGAGAGUUAUUAAGAACUGUAAUUAAUGAAUAUUAUGAACCGCCCGCAUUAAACACUACAGAAUCCAUUGACUCUGAUAUCGAGAUCCCAUUAGCUGAAGCUCCUUAUUUGCCUGAAACUGAAGAAGAUAUUUACACACUUGUGCUAGAUUUAGAUGAAACUUUAAUCCACUAUUACGAAGAUGGAGAUGAAGGAGGAUUUUUAAUUCGCCCAGGAUGCCAAGAAUUCCUGGAAGAAGUUUCAAAACUGUAUGAAGUGAUCGUUUUCACAGCUGGACUUCAAGAAUAUGCAGAUUGGGUUCUUGAUCAGAUUGAUCCUCAUAGAUUUAUUUCUUAUAGGCUAUAUAGACAGCACGGAUUGCCAACUGGAAAUUUCUACACAAAAGACCUUUCAAGGCUUGGCAGAAAUAUAGAACGAGUUAUAAUUGUAGACAAUAUGGCAGAAAAUUUUCGAAUGCAGCCUGAUAAUGGGAUUUUAAUUAGAACUUUUAUUGAUGAUAUGACUGACAAUGCAUUGCUGGAACUUCUACCUUUGCUUAAAGGUAACUUAUAAUCAGAAAUCGCUUUGAAAAAAGGCCGUGAUGUAAGAAAAGCUCUCAAAAGCUUCAGAGACCAAAUGAUGAGAGCAAUUGCACGAGGAGACAGCAGCCCUCAUCUCAAUUUGCACUUAGAAGACGAUUUCUAA
Molecule: messenger RNA, 1407 nt
Organism: Blepharisma stoltei
Lineage: Eukaryota; Ciliophora; Heterotrichea; Heterotrichida; Blepharismidae
Source: the annotation of a GenBank genome assembly